This is a messenger RNA of Anopheles maculipalpis, 4852 nucleotides long. RefSeq lists its product as uncharacterized. The record is from RefSeq and is a predicted model, not a curated record. The transcript has 12 exons. Gene Ontology annotation, molecular function: Notch binding; calcium ion binding. Lineage: Eukaryota; Metazoa; Arthropoda; Insecta; Diptera; Culicidae. Gene Ontology annotation, biological process: Notch signaling pathway. The coding region runs from base 160 to 4800 and encodes 1546 amino acids.
GCCAAUCGAUCGAAUGAUUCAGUGCAUCUUGAACCAGUACUCUGAAGUGUCACUCAAAGGGUAAAAAUCAACCCGAGCAAACAUUACCUGGUCAGAGCAUCAAACAGCAACCGGCAGCAUAGCACUUUUAAAGUCACACCCGGUCUGAAGUUCUGCAAGAUGAACCAACGUGCAAUUGCCCUGUGCCUGACACUCCUGGCACUUGGUGUCACAGCAGGCACAACCCCUGACCAACCUGAGACAGAGAAGGAUGUUGAAGUAUUGUUGACUAUCGCUUCUUCCGGCCUCUCCUCCGAAGAGCCGACGGAACAGUCGCUAGUCGAAACCGUGUCUUCGUUCACGCAGCCUUCUGUCGAAGACAGUCAAACGGAAGUGUCAUCAUCAUCUUCAUCAUCGUCAGCGCCUCUGUUAUCGUCACCGGCAUCAUCGGUAGACGUGCCUGUGGAUGAGCCGUCGCAAUCUAUGGCAUCGUCUUCGACGCCCUCAAAGGUGGAGUCAGCAUCAUUUCCGUCACCAACACCAUCGGAAGCGCUACUAAUGGCGUCGAGCACAAUUGUCUCUAGUGGUCAAACACCCACAGGCGAGGGUUUGGUUUCGGUUAACACCGCAGGAACCCUGUCGCCGGAAACACUAGCAACAACAGAAGUUCUCACGGACGCACCAAAGUCACUGGAGAGCAUUUUGAGUACUGCUUCUGACAGCACUCCGGAGAGCGAUAGUGACGAUAAGAAAGCGUCUGACCUCGAGCCGGAGAGCGAAACGCCGGUGAUUAGCUUCGGCAUUCGGUUGUUUACGGUAGAGGUUGCUACCGGCACGGAGCGUGCUAGCGAAGACCAAAUUGCCCUGUCCAAUGCAACACAGGUGCAGGAAAAUGUUACUAGCAAAACCGUUGCAUCAAAAGAAGAUGGAGCUGAUCUGAUAGAUACUACCCCAUCGACAGUCUCCUUGUCGACAAGCGCCGUUUCUUCCGAUAGCUCGCGGAAAGUAAAUGUUCCGGAAGGUGUGGAUGGCAGCGCCACAUCAAUUACAGCAAACGGUCAAUCAACCGUUACGAUUAAUACUCAGAUAUUGAAUAACGAACCUGCUGGUGGUGCAUUUGAGUUUUCCGAGGACGCACAAGAAGACGCAUUUUCCAAUGAAAUACACGUCGAACGGAACUUGAAAAAUGGGCUGUAUCGUAUUAAAAUCGCGGAAAUAACGACGGACGAGUUCGAUAACGGGUUGCGCGAAAAUGAUAACGAAAAUAUGCUAAUGACGGACACGUUGGGUUCGCAAGGGGCACGCCAACUACCUUUACACAAAUCGGUCUACCCAAGCAAGAUCAACAUUGAUGAUUUUUACCCUUCGAAGCUGGAAGACUUUAAGCCGGAGCAGGCGCAACAGCAAUCCAGUGCCGACGAAGAAAACCGCUUACGGGAGAAAUCUAUUCUGCGAAACGAAGAUGGCGAGAGAUUGUUCGAGUCUACUAUCAUGAAGCCCUCAGACGUGUUGCCCGUACUGACGACGACCGAGGUAGACGAGAAGGCUGGUCAAUACCAGGAGCAACUUUUGGGUGAUGUAAUGGAACGGCCUUCCAAUGUUGGCACGGUGACAAGCGCCAGUAGCAGUAGUAGUAGCAGCAGCAGCAGCAGCAGCAUCGGUCCAACAAACAAUGCAACCGGCCAGGAUGGCGGAGACAUUUCUACCACGAAGAUAGAGAUCGAACUAAUCGAUGACACGUCGGAAACAUCGGCAAGCGAUGAACGUAGCAGCAAACCGACCAUAGACAACAUUACGGAAAAGCUGGAGGAGAAUGACGAGGUGAUUAGUCGUAUCGAGGAAAACUUCAAGGGCUUCCGGGCAUUCGAAGGGACUGCCGGUGGGGAUGAUGAGGACGAGUAUCGCGAUGCGGUGGAUAGCCGGAAGGACGACGAAGUAAUCACGAUUGCCAUAUCAUCGGUUACGUUUUCGUCCUCGCAGCAAGAUUCCGUCCAAACGUCUCCUCCUACGCCAGCGUCCAUGCCAUCAUCGACUGUGGCGGGCACGGAACAGCAGUCAAACGACGACGAGAUCGGUGUCCCUGUCAGUGGCAGUGAUAUUGUCAAAAAUGGCUACGGUAACCUGUUCAUACCUCGACGUGUCAAAAAGAAUGAUCCCUCGACAGCUACAAAGCUAGCUCAGCUUGGCAAGACCGCUCCAUUGAAGAAGAUUGACUUUGCCGCCACCAAGUUUAACACGGACAACAAUGGUCCGGGUGGUGUGUCCGAUUCUGCUGACGGUAGCAAAAAAGAUAAGCCCGAGUUUUCGACUACAAAGUUCUAUAAUAGCAAGGAGCUGUACAGUGAGCUGCAUCACCAGGCGCUGGUUCCGAACAGAACGCAAACGGCUGCAAAGUCCAAAGCAACCGCGGCAAUCCUAUCGGAGAAGGAUAUUAUUACCGCGAAAACAAUGUCCAAACCGGCGCAGGCUAUUUUCGCAGCUUCUUCCAGGAAAUCUUCCAGAGCGCAAGCAACUACAUCGACCGGGGCAGAUGCGGCUUUAGCUAAGGGAGAUUUCAAGCAACAUACCUUAAAGACCAACUUCGUACUGAACGAUGAAACGGUCCCGAUUGGAGCGAAGGUCAGCAAAGCCAGCACUUCAAGUGUGGCCGAGGAUGCGCAACAGAGAAAGAUAAAGUCACUCGGUUCUGCUGCUUCGGCAAUCAUUGCUGCCACUGCAAAGCUAGCUAAACCGAACCGAGCUUCAACGACGACGGCGUCGACGACGACAACUGCGACAGUGGCAGCUGCCGUUGCAACAACAUCCUCUCACACGUUGACUUCCAUGGUGACAUCGUCGCCAGUUAUGACAUCGGACGCUGGUAGUAAUGAUGCCAGCCGUGUCAGUGUGACGUCUGCGGUAUCCAACCGAAUGGAUGAGACCACCGUACAAGCAUCGACGAGCGUAGCGACCAACGAGCGCUUGAUGUCGAAGCCAUCUGUGGCACUGUCCCGUUUGCACGAGAAAAUUAAUACGCUCGAUUGUGAAAUUCAAAGUGUUGCGCCCGAUUCGAGCGUCUGGCGAGGUAACGAAACGCACGAACUGCAGCUGCCAGCCAUGACACCCGAAGAUUGUUCAGCAGGAUCUAGCUGCACUCCGACUACCAUUUCCUGGGAAGGAACAGCGGACAUUCAGUCGGGCGAUGUACUCAUCGUGGAAAUUGACGAUCAUCAUUUGAUACCGUCGAAUUACAACAGGUCGUCGGAAGGCGCCCAUCACACGACCACUGCCGUUUAUCAAGUUACUCGACUUGGGCACGAGAAUUGCGACAUUACCGAAGGCGUCCUGCUCGACAUCACACCGCUGGUGGCCGACGGCAAGAAGUUGGUCACCCUUUACGACAAGGAUCUGACGGAGGGAAUUAAUCUACUAAUUGUCGUAUCGGAGCAGUGGGGCCAACAGUGCGUCCGUCUGAAGGUGACCGUAAAGUCAGACAAUUGUGGUGAAAAUGCUGACUGCUCCGGAAAGGGUGUAUGCUACUCGAACAAUUCUAUGGAAGGAUACGAAUGCCAGUGCUGCAGCGGAUUUGCAGGCACACACUGCGAGGAGAUUGAUGCCUGCAGCCCAUCGCCAUGCACGAACAACGGAAUUUGCGUCGAUUUAUCACAAGGACAUGAAGGCAACGCUUAUCAGUGUCUCUGCCCGUACGGCUACACUGGCAAAAACUGUCAAUUCGAGUCCGACCCAUGCAAUCCAUCGCAGUGCUUGAACGGUGGUACCUGUGUUGGGAAUUCGACACAUUUCAGGUGCGAUUGUACUUCCGGCUAUACUGGGCCGCUGUGUCAGCACAACUUGAACGAAUGCGAAUCGUCACCCUGUGUGCAUGGUAUCUGUGUCGACCAGGAGGAUGGAUUCCGUUGCUUCUGUCAACCGGGAUUUUCCGGAGAGCUAUGCAACUUUGAGUACAACGAAUGUGAAUCGAAUCCAUGCAUCAACGGUGGCCAAUGCAUCGACAAUAUUGGCGGAUUCUCAUGCAAAUGCACCCGAGGCUACACUGGCAAACGAUGUCAUAUUAAGGUUGAUUUUUGCGCCAACGAUCCUUGCCCGGAUGGCCAUCGAUGCAUCGACCAUGGCGAUGACUUUACCUGCGAAUGUCCCGGAGGUCGCAAUGGUCCGGACUGCAAUCAAGUUCCACGAACGCUGUGCAACGUGAACCCAUGCGCCAAUGGUGGCACCUGCUGGACAACGGAGGAAUCAUUCUACUGUGCCUGUCGUCCAGGAUUUACCGGCAAAAUGUGUGAAGAAAACUUCGUCAUCGAUACAAUGGUAAGCUCGAGCGAGAUGCUGUCCGACACGCUCACCAAUCAGAACGGGCUGCGUGCCAUUAGCGGCAGCACCAUGUACGGGGACGACGGUGUUGUAGCACACACCGGCAAACACAACAGUGCGAUCGAGCUACACAAUGCGUACAUUGCGGCCGGGACGCUGGCCACCGCCAUUUUGAUAGUGGCAAUCGUGGUAACCGCAUGUCACUGCAAGGUGCACCAGAGCUACCGGCACUUUGCCACCAAGCACCGUCAGCUCAUUCCCAUUUUCGGACGCCGGGCGAAGCCUGCCAGCGCCAAUCGUCACUGGCUCAGCGGCAAAGGACAUCAGCAGCAACCGCACCACCACCAGAGCCACACGAACCCGAACUACAAUUACGCACACCAGCUGCCCAACUCGUACGCCGGGCUCCAGCCGGAACGGAUAAUCAACAAACCAUUGCCGAUGAAUUUGGAGAACGAUAUGUACUACACGGUGGACUUUGGAGACUCGCAGAACGCGCCGCUGAUACAGUAAUGAUGAGGAGCGCAACGAGUACCAACCGCCGUUCCCAACCAGGGAGCACCGG